Lactuca saligna is the source of this 504-nucleotide messenger RNA. Lineage: Eukaryota; Viridiplantae; Streptophyta; Magnoliopsida; Asterales; Asteraceae. The record is from the annotation of a GenBank genome assembly.
AUGGUUAAAUCUCAUUUUCUACACGAUCGAUCAGAUGCUAUAUGGAAACUGUAUGAAGCAUUGUUCAUCGAUCCUAAGAAACACGAGGCAUUGUGGUGCAUGGGUAGUGCUCUGACUUCUCUUGCUAUUAUGACUCCAAAUGAUCAUAUAGCUAAAGAUAAUUUUGAUUCGGUUUAUACUUACUUCCAAAAGGCAACUGCUGAUGCAAGUUUCUCUUUAACAAUUGAUUUUUUUUUUUUAAUUCGCUUGAUGUAUAAUCGAUUAUUGAUUGGCUGUAGCAGGAUCCAGGCGAUUGAAUCACAUGAACAAGCUAUGUCGUCAGGAGCAUCAAAAUCUUCCUACGCCAAGGUACGGGUAGUAUCCUCUCCUCCCCAGUCACGUGAGGGCAAAAAUGUCAUUUUACUUGCUGAUGAACGGAUUUAUGUGCAGUUAUCGGUUGUUCUUGCUGUAACCAUUGUGGGGUGUGUAAGAUUUGCAAAAGCUAAUGUGCAUCCACCUCAAUGA